Molecule: messenger RNA, 955 nt
Organism: Spirodela intermedia
Lineage: Eukaryota; Viridiplantae; Streptophyta; Magnoliopsida; Alismatales; Araceae
Source: the annotation of a GenBank genome assembly
AUGAUGAUAAUACUGCUGUUGUUUCUAUCCUCUCAGUUGAGGGAUGCCGCGGCCGCCUGGACCUCUGCUUCUGCCACUUUCUACGGAGGAAGCGAUGGGUCUGGCACCAUGGGUGGGUCUUUUCCUCCUCCUCCUCCUCAUUCUUCAUCUUCAGGGUUUGGGAAGAUGUGUGCCUAACCUGUGGAGCAUGAAAUCCGGUACAGGGGGAGCCUGCGGAUACGGGAACCUCUACUCGGAUGGAUAUGGGAUAAACAACGCGGCGCUGAGCACGGUGCUGUUCAACAACGGGGCGACCUGCGGUUCUUGCUAUCAGAUAGUGUGCGACGCCGGAAAGGCGCCGCAGUGGUGUCGCAAGGACAAGUACAUUACCGUCACUGCCACCAACUUCUGCCCGCCAAACAACGCCCUUCCCAACGACAACGGCGGCUGGUGCAACACCCCGCGCCGACAUUUCGACAUGUCCCAGCCUGCGUGGGAGACCAUCGCCAUAUACAGAGCAGGCAUCGUGCCCAUCCUCUACCAAAGGUGAUAUGUCGUCGAGCACCCACUAAUACGCUUCUCUCUCUCUGCCUCUCCCGCCCCCCUCCGCCCCCCAACCCCCUACCCCCCCCCCAACUAACUCAUAUCUAUUUCCUUGGUUCUUUUCAGGGUGAGCUGCAAACGGAGCGGUGGGAUGAGGUUUACCAUCAACGGCAGGGACUACUUCGAAUUGGUGCUGGUGACGAACGUGGCCGGAGCCGGAGACGUGGCGGCCAUGUGGAUCAAGGGGUCCAGGACCGGGUGGCAGGUGAUGACCCGGAACUGGGGUACCAACUGGCAGUCGCUCUCUUACCUCAACGGGCAGAGCCUCUCCUUCCGGGUCCAGCUUAGCGACGGUCAGGUCCGGACUGCCAACAACGUGGCGCCCUCCAACUGGAGGUUCGGCCAAACCUACGCCACGUCCGUCCAGUUCUGA